This is a messenger RNA of Triplophysa dalaica, 1210 nucleotides long. RefSeq names its product FGFR1 oncogene partner 2 (gene fgfr1op2). Bases 78 to 725 code for a protein of 215 amino acids. The record is from RefSeq and is a predicted model, not a curated record. Gene Ontology annotation, biological process: response to wounding. The transcript is spliced from 6 exons. Lineage: Eukaryota; Metazoa; Chordata; Actinopteri; Cypriniformes; Nemacheilidae.
GUCAGAAGGACGCGUGCUGACGUCACGGCCGUAGCAGCAGGAAGUGUUUGAAACUGAGCCGUUUUUGUAGAGAAGAUAUGACCUGCACACUUGAGAAAGUGUUGGCCGAUGCCAAAUCUCUUGUGGAGCGACUCAGAGAUCAUGACAGUGCGGCAGAGAUCCUGAUAGAGCAAACCACACUGCUCAACAAGAGGGUAGAUGCCAUGAAACAGUAUCAGGAAGAGAUUGAGGUGCUGAACCAGGUGGCUAGACACAGGCCACGCUCCACACUGGUCAUGGGCAUCCAGCAGGAGAACCGGCAGAUACGGGAACUGCAACAGGAAAACACAGAGCUGCGCUCAUCACUGGAGGAGCAUCAAUCUGCGAUGGAACUGAUCAUGAGCAAGUACAGGGAGCAGGUGUUUCGCCUUCUGAUGGCCAGCAAGAGAGAAGAUCCAACUAUAGUGACCCAGCUGAGAGAGCAACACACUAACGAGAUGCAAGCACACAUUGAAAAGAUAAAUGAAAUGGCCACGGUGAUGAGGAAAGCCAUCGAGGUGGAUGAAGGGAGGUUGUGUGAGGAUGAGGAGAGGAUCAAACGUCUGGAGUUGGAAAACAACGGCCUGCGAGAGCUGUUGGGCAUCAGCCGUGAGGCGUUCCUCAUUCUGAAGAGGGAUGACACAUCGGACAGCACGUCUCUUUCUCCACUGCUCACCAGCACAGACGUCAGUCUGAGGAAGAGCUAAAUACUGUCAGAAACUCAGCUGUGCUGUCAAAUAAACCCCACAGUCCUCUAUCACAGGAGCAUGACAUCAAACACACUCACUGCCAUUACAGCAUGACCUGAGAUUGACAGCUGUCAGAGGGAAUCUGCAGGACGGGCAUCCCUCAGUGCUUGUGUGAUGAGGAGCAUUUCCAUCUGAACACAGAAUUACUUUUCCAUCAUCAGUCAAAUGACCAAAUUAAGCAGAAUGAAAAUCAAGCUAUUUGAUUGGCGGAAUGUGAAUUGUUAUUUUAUCUGAACAUUGGACGUUGUAAGUGAUUGUCACAAUGUGCCAUUUUAACGAAAAGGUUUUCUUUGCUUGUUGCGUUUGGUGACAGUAUUUUAUGUUAUGAGAGAAAAGUGAUUAAAAAAGGUACAUGAACUGCAGUUGUCAUGUUCCUUUAUGCCAUGACCCAAUCUGAUGUGAAAAUUAGUUUUUAUCAAACAAUAAAUCACAUUUGACCAUCA